Messenger RNA from Gryllus bimaculatus (two-spotted cricket), 1272 nucleotides. NCBI's taxonomy places the organism in Eukaryota, Metazoa, Arthropoda, Insecta, Orthoptera, Gryllidae. The record is from the annotation of a GenBank genome assembly.
AUGGAAGGUGACGUUGAUGGCACCGGGUCUGAUGCAGCUGACACAGUUACAUAUGAUAACAUGAGUGAUGAGGAUGCGGUAGAUGAUGCUAUGAAUGAGGGAAAUUCAAGCGAUGAAGACCGCAAUGUCCAACACCAUACGUUUGAUAGGGCAUUGCCUGUGAAACACACAUACUUAGGAAUGAAUUUGGAAGAAUUGAGGGGAAGAACACUCUUGGAUGAUGAUUCAUAUCAAACUAUACCAUUAUUGCCAGAACCUGGAGUAGUUUUAGUUCCUGGCCAAACUUUGCCACUUACUGUCUUCUAUCCUCCCACGAUUAGUAUGCUUCGGAGAACUAUCACCACUGAUCAUACAUUUGGAGUUGUUUGUGUGAGAUAUGCUACAUCUCACCCUCCUAUUCUUGCUGACAUUGGAACCACUGCUGAAAUCUAUGCUUUUCAGGAUGAAGAAGAAACUGCUGGAUUCAAAAUAAAAGCUAUAGGCCGUCAGAGAUUCAAGAUUGUUGAAACACAGAGGCAGAUUGAUGGGAAUGUAUCAGCAAAAGUCAGAAUUUUACCAGAAAUUAUUUUAGGAGAUCCCCUGGCAGGAGCUAGCUUUUCAUCUUGUGACAAAUACAGGAAAUCUGCAAAAAAAUUGAAAAAUUUAGAAAAUAGGGAAGCCGUAGUCACUCGAUGGCCAUCUUGGGUAUAUUCUCAAUUUCAGACACAAAAAUUAAUGAAGAAACUCAUUCAUCUCCUUCGUCACAUGAAAAUAGGAAACACUAAUGCAUCUUUUCCAACUGAUCCAGUUGAACUAUCAUUUUGGGUUGCACAAAGCGUACCUCUCAGAGAUGAACAAAAAUUGGACUUACUAAGAAUAGAUUGUGCAGUUCAAAGACUUAGAUGGGAACUUAGUGUACUGGAAAGAUGUCGCAUUUUGUGUUGUCAGAAAUGCUCUUCAAAAAUUGCUUAUCAACGAGAUAUAUUUUCCAUGUCCGUAGAAGGUCCCCAAGGCACAUAUGUUAACUCUGGAGGUUAUGUGCAUGAAACCGUGACAGUGUACAAAGCAAAGGGUUUAAGAUGUGUAAGUGAUGAACCUUCUACAGAAUAUUCUUGGUUUCCAGGAUAUGCUUGGACAAUCACAGAAUGUCGUCAUUGUCAGACUCACAUGGGGUGGUUGUUUACUUCAACCCAACCUGAAUUGCGACCAGCAAAAUUCUGGGGAUUGUGUCGUCGUUCAUUGGCACCAAAAUUGGAAACUGGAGAAAAUGCUGAAUUCAAACCUGUAAUGUAG